ACAACAAGCACAGAGAUCACGAAGUCUGACAGGAAGGUUUCCAGCUGCCAGUGUCUGCAAGCAUUUCAGCUGAUUAUUUCAUCAUCGGAAAAGACGACAAUGGGAGACUUAGUGAAAGCUACCAAAUCACUUUCCAAGGCUCAGGAUUACAGAGAUGAUACCAAACUGAUAAUGCAGCCAUAUGCUAACUGGGAGGAGUACUUGGUACCUGCCCCAUUCUCCAUAGCCAUUCUGGGGGAGCUGGUGUGUAUCUCCUCUAAUGUAGAUUUCUCCAUCAACAAAAACCUUCCAAAAGAUGGCUUGCAGUACAUCAAGUACCCAGACUCAUUCCGAGCCUGUCUUAUGCAAGUGGCUAAUUCUGGAUGGGCGGCAUUCAAUACGGCUCACACGAACAUGGACCAGAUCCGUCUCCACACUGGAAGUGUGCCAGCUUACAUCAAGACUUCAGUUCAGAUAUUACUACAGGACAAUGAUGAGCUGGUCCAAACCCUCCUCCCUGACCAGCUGGAGAGCAUAGCUACUAUAUCAGACCAAUGUGUACAACUGGCUGAGGGAACAGAGAAUAAGUUCACCUUUGUUAUUAAUCUGAUCCAAGAACUUUUAGAAGCUUGUAUAAGUGCAAAGAAGGUAUAUGGUGAUGAACUGGAAGAAGUCAAGCGUAAAAUUCAGGAGAACAAAAUAAAGAAGAAGGAUUCAGAGAAAGCCAAGGAAAGGGCUCAGGAAACACUUAAGGACAUGAAUAAACGUUUAGAUGACAUACAAAAGAGUUUUGAUAAAGCAAUGGAUUCACUGCCAUCUGGAUGGGACGUGAUUGGCAUGAACUUUGUAGGAGGGCUCACACAGCAUUCACCAGGUAUAAUAGAUAUUCUGUCGAAUAUGACACAGAGCAUAGCAAAAUUCGCAAAUGAAAGGAAGCAAAACAGAAACACCAGUGUAAAUGAUGACUUUGGUGCUAUGAGCAACAUACUUUCCAAAUCAGGGCAGAUUCUUACACUGGCUGAAAUAUUGAACAGUUUUAUCGACAAACAGCAAAUUAAAUGGUCUGAGAUAUACGAUCAAAAGGAAGACAAAACAAAGACAGCGUACUUGGGGGAACAAUAUAAUGAGAUACAAACUUCAGUGAAGAGUGAGAAAGGCUGUAAAGCCAAAAAGGCCGUACUUGACAUCUGCACAGAUGCUAUUAAACUGUGCUCUGAGCUCUCCAAGAUCGCACCUGACGGGAAAUGCGAUGCUGCCAAGACAAAAGUAAUGAUUACAAGAAUGCAGAAGCUGUUGAAACAGUGUCAGACAUUGGACUGUGAGAACAUAGCCUUCACGAACACACCGGUUUUUACUCCCGAACCCCCACAGCAAGCUAAGAGAAGUGGGACUAAACGGGCAGGUGAUGUGGCGGUGGAGAAUGCCCGUUUCCGCAUAGAGCAGAGUAGAGCCCAGCUGGAAAAGGCAAGACAGGAGCAAAAAGAUAGUUUGGACAACCUGGAGAAAAACCAGAAGGAGCUGUCAGAGAUCUUAAUCGCAUUGAAAAACUGUAAAGUAAAAGAGAUUGACUUCAACAACACCAUUAAAAUGCUGGUCAUGGGACUAGAAGCCAUGGGAAGAGUGAAAGAGCAGUGGGAGAAGAUGGUACGCUUUUUUCAGAUGAUCUCAAGCAUCAUUAAGACCAGCCUGCAUAGAUCUCUGGAUGAUUUUAGGAAACAGUCUCAAAAGGCAAGUCUGUCAUAUGAUGCAAAAAUCUUCACAAAAGACCUGAUCUACAAGCAGGCCAUUGAUGCAUCGAAUGUAGCCAGUUUGGUUAACAUGAUCUCAGGGACCUACGUUGAGGUUUCUGACAAACAUCUGAUGGACAGGAUCAGCAGUCUGGGCAAACUCAUGGCUCUGGAUCCCAGCAGACCAGAUUUUAUUAGUGAACGCCUAAGAUUACAAGAUGCCUGUGAAGAAGCUCAAAAGGCAAUAAGAGAUAUUGUGAGGGAGAAUAACAAGAAAUUUGAUCAAAAGGCACAAGAGAGAAUAGAGAAAAUUGAAGGAGCACUAAAGCCAAUGUUACCCCCAGUGUCUGAGGAAAAAAUGAAAGAGAUCAAAGAAAUAACAGAAUCUGCAUUUAAAGGAAUGAGUCAGGAGGAUGAGGAUCAGUUUGCAUGAAGAUUCUAUUAUAGUAUGUAUUAUACUAUACAAAACACAUACGUUUGAAUAUUAGAAAGAUACACGUGCAUGAGCACAUACACAUAACAUCAAUGCCAGAAAAGAUACUUUUGCUUUUGGACAUUUUUAACAUUUGCAUUAUGUAAAUCGCAUGUUCUUUAACUGCUUUUAAUUUUGCUGUUUUGUGAUGUAUUGUGAAGUACUAAAGUCUCUAGGAAUAAAAUAAAACAGUCUGCCAAACUAAACGCAUGUGUUGCAAGAUUUUAACAUAUAGAGAAAACCUCUUUCCAGUUAAAGUGGCAGGUCUGUGACACCAAUCAAGUUCAUCACAGCUUAUCGAGAUCCGCUUACAGGAGAGACCUGGAGUCAGACUGACCUCACUGUCAAAGGUCAAGGAAGAAGAAGACGACCCAGGGGUCUCACCAAAGAUUUUUGCGGGAAACAUUUUUGGUAUAAUUUCAUGUCUUAUUUUGUGUGCUUAAAAAAAUCUUUUGUAUAUUUUCUUUUAUUCACUAAAAUACUAUUAGUAGUUACCACCAUAAACUAGUAUUAAUGGGUACUUUAAUGUCAACCAGAUUGUAGAAGGGGAAUUUAUCUUAAUGAUUACAGCUAGGCAGCCGGACUGGGAAAGUUGAACCACCACAGGGCAUCUGAUUAAAGAUGAAUAUUGUUUAUUGUCUCUGAUAAUAAAGCCCUGCUAAUCAGCCACACAAUCCUUUCCUGUUUUCCUUUCAGAGCAGUUACUGAUUCAUUUUGGAGGUUAGUACUUUGUUAGUCCUCGUUAUCUUUGUAUUUAAGUACUUGCUCUCUUUCCGUUCCUUACUGCAUCAUUGCAUUUGUUAGGUUGUUAAUUACCUGAAGCCUGUUCCCCUGUAUAUUUACUCUGUGGCUUCUUUAGUUAAGUUCUGAUUGGUCCCCUUGUGGUCCCUUUAUUUGUGCUUUUCCCCAUUGUGUUCUGUUUUCCUAAUAAACUUUAUGUUGGAGCAGCA
Paramormyrops kingsleyae is the source of this 3128-nucleotide messenger RNA. RefSeq lists its product as uncharacterized. Lineage: Eukaryota; Metazoa; Chordata; Actinopteri; Osteoglossiformes; Mormyridae. The record is from RefSeq and is a predicted model, not a curated record.